This is a messenger RNA of Drosophila ananassae, 2971 nucleotides long. RefSeq names its product SH3 domain-binding protein 5. Gene Ontology annotation, biological process: intracellular signal transduction; negative regulation of protein tyrosine kinase activity. The record is from RefSeq and is a predicted model, not a curated record. Bases 283 to 2352 code for a protein of 689 amino acids. The transcript is spliced from 6 exons. NCBI's taxonomy places the organism in Eukaryota, Metazoa, Arthropoda, Insecta, Diptera, Drosophilidae. Gene Ontology annotation, molecular function: protein kinase inhibitor activity. Gene Ontology annotation, cellular component: cytoplasm.
GCAAAAACAACAGAAACGCGCUUGUCAGCUGUCGCACCCGAGCUUUCAGCUGGCUAAAAGCUUUGUGCGCGAUUGCCAUGGAAGAGCUUUCGGAAGCAAUCAAACGCUGACUUAAUUCUGCUCUUGAUUGCCUCCGUGUGCAAAUGAAUCAAAUUGGCAACAGCAAUUGACUUCUCGAAUCGGUGCAGUGCUCCAUUGGGUUCCGGCAUGCAAGUGCCCAUCUCCGGCAGGCAGGGAAAACUGUGAAUACCUCGAGGAACACCUAUCAGCGCCCACGCAGCAAUGUCAACAGAGAGCAACACGCCCGUGGAUCCGAGGGUGCAGGUCGAGCUGGAGAAGCUGAACUCGGCAACGGACAACAUCAAUCGGUACGAGGUGGAGCUCGACGAGGCCAAGUGCGAGUUCAAGCGCCUGCUGGCGGAGAGCGUGGUGCGGAUCAAGGCCUCCGCCCACAAGCUGGGAAACUCCAUCGACGCCGCCAAGCCCUACUACGAGUCCCGCAUCUACGCCGCCCAGCUGGCUAAGGAGACGCAGCAGGCUGCCGCUAACCACGAGAAGGCCAAGUCCAUCCAUGCUGCUGCCAAGGAGAUGGUCUACCUGGCCGAGCAGGGCCUGGGCGAGAAGGCCACGCUGGACACCGCCUGCCAGGAGAUGCUCAGCCACGCAGCCAGCAAAGUGAACCAGUCCCAGCUGGAGGUCACUGACACCCGGAACACCCUCAAGAUGUGUCAGCUGAAGCUGGAGGUGGCCAACAACAGGGUCGGCAAGCUGCAAGGCCAACUGAAGCAGGCCCUGCGCGCCUCCAGAUUGCAGCUCAAGAGCAGUUUACUAUUAUUGAGAUAUUUUAGCAUAAUGCACGCUUUGUAUUGUACACUAUGUUCGCCCUACUACGAGACACGAGCGAACUACAACGGACUCCUGAAGGCACAGAAGACGCGUAUCAACGAGCUGGAGGCGAAGGUCAGUGCGGCGAAGCUCACCUACAACGAGGCGCUGAAGAACCUCGAGCAGAUCUCCGAGGACAUCCACCGGCAGCGCCAGCAGCGGAACAACCUGCUCAACUACGAAGCCAUGCUCCGGCAGGUCGACGCCGUCGACGCACUGACAACGUGCCUCAAGCCUGAUUCGGAUGUGUCCGCUUUGGCACGGGACGGGGAGGUGGAGCCGGAGGAGGAGGAAGAAUACCUGCGCAUGCCGGAGCGCCUGGGCGGCAGUGCGGCCACUUCGCCCCGCCAGUCGCGCUCCGAUCCGCACGACUGUCCACACUUGCUGUCGGACUUCGAUGCGGUGCUCACCUUUCCGCAGAAGUUGGCGGGCGGGAUGCAUAAGUCAGCCAGUACCAGUGCAACGGACCGGGAGUCCGGGUUGUUCUCGGCCCAUGCCCAGGGACUGCACGCCGCCUACGAGGUCAAGCUGGGCUCCCAGGCUGACAGUGGUUCCCUAGAAUCUGCCUCUGUCUCUGCCUCCGGCUCGGUGUCUGGCGCGGCAGCCCCGGUGGACAACGACAUCGAGCAGUGGACGGAGAUCCGAUUGUCCCACUCGGACAGCACCAGCUCCAGCUACUCGAACCAGUCGCUGUUGGACCAGCAUGGCCUGGACUGUGCGACAGGCGGCGGGCUCGGCAGUUUCGGGCAAGGCCGGAGUCACUUUGACGCGGACAGCCAGUCGCAGCACUCAACCUCCUCGUCGGACGAGCCCAAGCGCAAGGUGACGUGCACCACGAUAUUCCAGGAUGACAACGGUGGCAUCGGCGGCUCCGGUGGCCAACAGAUGAGCCGGAAGGCGAGCCUGAGCCAGUGGCUGUCCCGCUCCAACAGCUUCAAGAGCGGCGGUCGGCGUCAGAGUCUGGAUCUGCUGAUCGACGCCGGUGAUAAGGUGAAGGACGUGUUUAGCUAUGGAUUCCAGAAGGUGGGACGCACCCUGGAGCGGCGGAACAGCGAGUCGGAGGUGGCCGGCGAGGGCGGCGCAGAGGGUGAAGCUCUGCUAGGCGGCGGCACUGUGGCUGCCAUGACGCUAUCCAGUGGCAGUGGUGGAACUACCGGCGGAGGCGGUCCUCCUGGAGGCGGAGGAGGAGCCAGCAGCUCCAGCGGCGGUGACUUUUUCCUCUUCAGCAGAUCGUCAGAACCCAAAGAACUGUUGUCCGAUGAGCAGGUCGAGAACUUACUGUUAAAUCACACUGUGGACGAAAACGGUGUCAUUAUAGUGGAGGAACUCAAGUCGCCAACGACCAUAACUACACACCAAUUCCAGCAAUAUUCCAGCAAAGACAAGCAACAUCCACAGAAGCAGCAACAUCAGAAAAACCAGCAGCAACAGAAGGCGCUAAACGUGGGAGGGGCUCUGCUGUUUUAACCCUAACGUUUAAUCCAUCUGGACACUGGCCCACUAGGAAGAGGCCUCCUUCACACCCACACCCUACACUUACACGUUCACCUACAGCUACACCACAAACAUAGCAAUAUUUUACUCUAUGAGUACUCUUGCGAAAAGCACCUAGUCGGAAGCGUAGCGUACAUAUCAUUGGAAACAUCAACCCCAGACCCAGACGUCGUGGGGAACUAUUAAUUGUUAAGCAGCGGGAGCUGUUAUAACUUAUAUGUGCAAUAAUUUAGUUUUUUUAGAGGCUUACAAGCGACUUGCAUAACUUUAUGCUGUUGACAAACAUAAUUAAAAGCUAGUCAUGAAACGAAAAUCAGUAGACUUAGUGUGUUAGUUAAACAUUCAAUGAGACCCACAAAUACUUCAGAUUGUACAAAAAAUAAUGUUAAUGUGGCGUGCGCAGGAAUCAAGUAUGCAGACGGGACACUUGGGAUCCUAUCUUAAUCGCAAUUGUUAAGGAAUUUUACAAAUUAAAGUACUUUAUCCAUUGUCCUCGUAACCCUCAACAACUCUUGUGCGUAUGUCACAAAAUGUUAAAUAUAAAAUAUUAAUACUAAUACCUGCAUACAAUUACAUGAAUAGUAUUUAAUAA